This is a messenger RNA of Gastrolobium bilobum, 3631 nucleotides long. RefSeq names its product protein PLASTID MOVEMENT IMPAIRED 1-RELATED 1-like. The record is from RefSeq and is a predicted model, not a curated record. The transcript has 3 exons. Lineage: Eukaryota; Viridiplantae; Streptophyta; Magnoliopsida; Fabales; Fabaceae. The coding region runs from base 1 to 3357 and encodes 1118 amino acids.
AUGUUGUCCAAAGGGGAAGGUGGUAAAAAGAGUGGUGAAGAGGAGACCAAGUUGUUAUUAAAAGAUGUUGAAGCUAUAAGCAAAGAUCUCUACAUGGAAAAAAGCUAUUCCAGGAAUUCAACAUCAACAGGGAAAAAAUCUGGAUCAAAAUCCACCGAGAAAGCCCGGUCACCUGAUCCCAAAUCAAAGCCUAAAGCCAGUAAAGAAGAUGACUUGCGCAAGGAUAAGAAGUCUAUAUGGAAUUGGAAGGGAUUCAAGGCCCUUUCAUUCACCCGCAAUAGGAAGUUUGAUUGUAGUUUUUCUCUACAAGUUCAUUUGAUUGAAGGGUUGCCUUUGAGUUUCAAUGAUUCUAGCAUUUGUGUGUAUUGGAAGAGGAGGGAUGAGGUUUUGGUGACUACUCCAGCCAAGGUCAUUGAAGGUGUAGCUGAGUUUCAAGAGAUGUUGACUUAUACUUGUCCAAUCAAUGGAAGUAGGAGUGGACCCCACAAUUCUGCAAAAUAUGAAGCUAAGCAUUUUUUGCUCUAUGCUUCUGUGGUUGGUGCGCCAGAACUUGAUUUAGGGAAGCACCGGGUGGAUCUCACAAGGUUGCUUCCUCUCACACUGGAAGAUCUUGAAGAGGAAAAGAGCUCAGGGAAGUGGACUACAAGUUUUAGAUUAUCAGGAACGGCUAGGGGUGCAGCAAUGAAUGUCAGUUUCGGGUAUGUGGUGGUUGGUGAUAACACUGGUGUUGCCAGAGACAACCUUAGUGCUCCUUUUUUAUUGGCAUCGGGGGAAAAUAGUAUGGCUUUGAUGAAAUCAGAUAUAAAACCCAAUCGUACUGCAAGUUUGCCUUGUUUGACCAGUCAGUGUUCAUCUCAAAAUGUAGAUGAGGUAAAGGAUCUUCAUGAAGUUUUUCCAUCAUCAAAAUCAACACUAGCCAUCUCAAUAGACAUCUUAUGUAAGAAAUUUGAUGAAGAAAAGAUCCUUAGUCCUCUGCACAAUGAACCUGAACUUGAUGUAUUUAAAAAAUAUCUUGAGCCGAUCAAACCGGAUGCAUCUGAUAUUGAAAAAGAAAAGCCAGAAGAGCAUUCAGAAAAUCCUGAAGCGUGUGAAGGUAAUGGAUUUUCUGUUAUUGAUCAUGGCAUUGAAUUUUCAUCAAAUGAACAUGUUAAACUAGAGGAAUCCAUCGUAAAGGCUAUUGUUGAUGAUCAUACAGUUGAUAGUACCCGUACCCUUGAUACUGCUGGAAUACAAGUAUCUUUUCAAAAUGGCGUUAAACAGGAUUCCCUGGAUGAACUGAAUGAUAGUUCUAAGGAAAGUGCUGUGGUACAUGAAAUUUCUUACAGAAAGGAUGAUUUAUGCACGAAAGAACUUCUCCUGCAAGAACUAGAAUCGGCUUUAAAUAGUGUCUCAGAGUUGGAGACAGUGGCAUGGGAAUCUCCUAAAAUUCUGGAAGCCAAAUCUGAAUGUAAGAUGAGAAAGUCACAUAGCUUGGAUGAUGUUACAGAAUUAGUAGCCAGUGAAUUUUUAAGUAUGCUAGGCAUGGACUCUAGUCCAAUGGGCUUGAGUUCUGAAAGCGAGCCUGAGUCUCCAAGAGAGCUCCUUUUAAGACAAUUUGAGAAGGACGCUCUGUCUGAGGGCUUCAAUUUAUUUGAUUUUGACAUGGGCAAUGAUAAUGAAGCAGAUGGUGGCCGUGAUGCUUCUUUUGUAUCUGAACAGUUGAAGUUCUCUACAGGCAUUAAGUCACCAUCCUUGUUGCAAGGUCUGCAAGAAGGGCAUGUAAUCGAGUCUGAGGAUAUGAGGAGCAAACGCAAGGCCCAGAUGCUAGAAGACUUGGAAACAGAAGCCUUAAUGCGUGAAUGGGGUUUGAAUGAGAAGGCUUUUCAGCAUUCUCCACCGAAAGACGUUGCUGGUUUUGGAAGUCCAAUACAAUUACUACCUCAAGAGCCUCACAUAUUACCUCCUCUAGCAGAGGGGAUGGGUCCUUUUCUUCAGACAAAAGAUGGGGGGUUUCUACGAUCUAUGAAUCCCUCCCUUUUUAGGAAUACUAAAAGUGGUGGGAACUUAAUCAUGCAGGUUUCCAACCCCGUUGUGAUGCCUGCAGAAAUGGGUUCUGGGAUUAUGGAGAUUUUGCAGUGUUUUGCUUCAGUGGGAAUUGAAAAGCUUUCGAUGCAGGCAAACAAGUUAAUGCCUCUGGAAGAUAUCACAGGGAAGACAAUGCAACAAAUAUCAUGGGAAGCGGUGCCAGUCUUGGAGGGAACAGACAGGCAAUGCCAUUUGCAGCAUGAUUUGAUAACAGGGCAAGAUUCUACUUGCGUGCAAAGGGGCCUGAAAGGCAACCAGAGAGGCUCAGAGUUUGCUUCAUUGGAAGAUCUCGCUCCAUUGGCUAUGGAUAAAAUUGAAGCACUUUCAAUGGAGGGUUUGAGAAUACAAUCUGGGAUGUCGGAGGAGGAUGCACCAUCAAACAUCAUUGCACAAUCCUUUGGGGAUAUUUCAGCUCUCCAAGGCAAGGGGGUUAAUAUUAGUGAGUCCCUUGGCCUGGAUGGAUCUGCUGCUUUGCAUUUGUUAGAUAUAAAAGACAGCAGUGAAGGUGUUGAUGGGAUAAUGGGCCUAUCAUUAACUCUUGAUGAAUGGAUGAGGCUGGAUUCUGGUGAGUUUGAUGAUAUAGAUAAUAUCAGUGAGCACACUUCCAAACUUCUUGCUGCCCAUCAUGCUAACUCUUUUGACUUAAUCCGUGGGAGUUCAAAGGGAGCGAUGAAACGAGGCAAAGGCCGUGGCAUGAAAUGUGGUUUGCUGGGAAACAAUUUCACAGUAGUAUUAAUGGUGCAACUUCGUGAUCCUAUUAGAAAUUAUGAGCCUGUUGGAACACCAAUGCUGGCUCUUAUACAAGUCGAGAGAGUGUUUGUCCCACCAAAGCAAAAAAUUUACAGGUGUGUGUCUGAGGUGGGGAACAAUAAUGUCGAGGAUGAUGAGUGUGAAAUAGUACCUAAGGUGGUGAUGAAAGACAUCAAAGAGGAGAAAAGUUUUGAAGAGGAAGGCAUUCCUCAGUUCAGAAUUACAGAAGUCCACGUUGCGGGUCUUAAGACCGAGUCUCACGUAAAGAGGCUUUGGGGUAGUUCAAGGCAGCAACAGUCUGGUUCCCGCUGGUUGCUUGCUAAUGGAAUGGGGAAGAGCAAUAAGAAUCCAUUAAUGAAGCCAAAGGCUGCAUCUAAAUCUAGUGCUCCUGUCACCACAAACGUGCAACCUGGUGACACAUUGUGGAGCAUAUCAUCUCGUAUUUAUGGUACUGGAGCAAAAUGGAAGGAAUUGGUAGCACUAAAUCCGCAUAUAAGAAAUCCCAAUAUCAUUAUACAGAAUGAAACUAUUAGAGUACGUUAAAUGAUGAGUUGAAUGCGCGAUUCAGUUCUUUUUUCUUGAAGAUGGUUUUUCCUUAAGAUGGUAUUGUUGGAGUUGUUGCUUCAUUUAAGCCAUGUGAUUCUGAACUCGCUUGGGGGUUGUUUUGUAUGAGCAUCAAUCUAAGAGGACCUACCCUCGAGUAAAUGCGUUGUUGUACGAGAUAUGGAGUACACAAUGUCAUGGAUUUUAUUAAAACAAAAAAAGAGAGAGAGAUGGAUUUUACUGUAGGCACAUUUUUCUUUUGUAAAGCCGUUUG